AUGCCGUCGGAGACCCUGGAGGCGUUCGGCCACGCGCCGUCAUCCCACCUCCCCGAUGACCUUGAGGGUGUCCCGGGUGACAUAGACCCGUCGGGCCUCGCGGCGCUGAACGGCGGCGCCCUGCCCGGCGCAGGGCGCGACGCCGGCGGGUUUGUGGGCGGCGACGUCGGCGGCGACCGCGCGUCGGCGCUGAUUUCGCAGAUCGCGCGGCAGCAGCUGGAGCUCACCUUUAGGCAGCAGCAGCAGCAGCAGCAGCAGCAGCAGCAGCAGCAGCAGCAGCAGCAGCAGCAGCAUCGGCCAGAUGCAGCGGCCAGCUCCGUCGUGGGCGACGGGGCCGCCGCCGGGGAGCAGCCUGGUGUCCUGGAGGCCUUCUCCUACGUGGUGCGCAUGUUCAGCGGAGUCCUUUCAGACCGCAUGGCCUCGCGCAAGGCCGCCAUCGCCGCUGGCUUCGCCAUGGGCGCAGCCGCCAAGUGCGGCAUGAGCUUCGCCACCACCAUCGGGCAGCUCUUCAUUGGCAAGGCCAUCGACAGGCUGGGCAAUGGCGUGCAGGCCGCCCCUCGUGAUGCGCUCAUCGGGGACCUCUCCCCCGCCGCCAGCCGCUCCGCGUGCUUUGGCUUUGCCCAGUCGAUGCGCAAGGCGGGCAGCUUCAUAGGGGCCGGCCUCGUGUUUGCGCUGAUGAAGGCGACGGGCAACAACUACCAGGCCAUUUUCCUGGGCGCGGCCGGUGUGUCGGCGCUGGCCACGGUGGCCUUCCUCGCGUUCGUGCCAUCUCACACCAACGCAGGCCAGCAGCAGCAGCAGCAGCAGCAGGCGGCCAAGCAGCAGCAGGUGCACGAAAAACAGCAGCCGGCCAAGCAGCAGCAACAGCAGCAGCAGCAGCAGCAGCAGCAAGGCGUGCUGGAGCAGGCGCGGGCGCUGUGGCGCGACGUGCGCAGCAUGGGGAGCGACUUUUACCGGACGCUGGCUGUCAUUGGGCUCUACGGCUUGGGCCACAUCAAUGAGUCAAUGCUGGAGGCGCGCGCCAUAGAGGUGGGCUUUGGCAAGGCGGAGGCGACCCUGGUGGUGGCCCUGCUGUGCCUCAGCGUGAGCUUGUGCGCCUACCCCCUUGGCAAGCUCGACGACAAGCACGGCCCCAGGAUGACGUUCGCCCUGGGCAUGGCCGCGCUCAUCGCGGGCGACCUCGUGCUGCUCGCCAGCGGCGCCUGGCCGCCCGCCGUCUUUGUGGCCUGCGUCCUGUGGGGCGUCCACUGGGCGGUGGUGCAGGGCCCCAUGCUGGGCGUCAUCGUCAGCCUCGCGCCGCCGCACCUCAAGGGCACCGCCUUUGGGAUAUUCUACUCCCUCAUGGCCGUCACGGCCAUGGCCGCAAACACGGUGUUUGGGAGCAUCUGGCACACGCACGGCGCGAACGCCGCGUUCGGGCUGUCCGCGGCCGUCAUAUCGCUGACGCUCACAGUCGCGCUGCCGCGCCUGCUGCCGGCGCGCGGCGGGGGCGGCGGCGCUGGCGGCGGGCGCGGGGCGCCGGCGCUCGCGCCGGCAUGA
Molecule: messenger RNA, 1539 nt
Organism: Monoraphidium neglectum
Lineage: Eukaryota; Viridiplantae; Chlorophyta; Chlorophyceae; Sphaeropleales; Selenastraceae
Product: major facilitator superfamily protein
Exons: 7
Coding region: 1-1539 (512 amino acids)
Biological process (GO): transmembrane transport
Molecular function (GO): transmembrane transporter activity
Source: RefSeq, a predicted model, not a curated record